Messenger RNA from Lodderomyces pseudojiufengensis, 1701 nucleotides. RefSeq lists its product as uncharacterized. The transcript has a single exon. Bases 1 to 1701 code for a protein of 566 amino acids. NCBI's taxonomy places the organism in Eukaryota, Fungi, Ascomycota, Pichiomycetes, Serinales, Debaryomycetaceae. The record is from RefSeq and is a predicted model, not a curated record.
AUGUAUCAACCAAGACCAACAAAGAAAUUUAAACCAAACUCAUAUUCAUCAUCAUCAGCAUUAACAUCAACAGUAACAUCAACAGUAACAUCAACAGUAUCAUCAACAGUAUCAUCAACAGUAUCAUCAACAGUAUCAUCAACAUCAUCAAAUUUUAACUUUCGAUCAUAUUCACCUCCUGAUUUUCCAUUAACUUCAGAAGAAUGGGGUCGAACAACACCAUAUUAUUUAUCAGAAAAUGACCCUUCAGUAUGGGACGAAAGCUCCAGAGCAACACCAGUAGAUUCAACAAUUCAUGACCAAGAUGAUUUUAUUCCUUUUUCUAAUAGUCCAAAAAGUCCAAACUAUCUAGAAUUCAACACAGCUCCAACACCAGAAUUCAACUCUGCUUCAACACCAAUUCUUAAUGAAAUAGAAAGAUUUAAUUCAAAAUAUGCAGUUAAAGCCACAGGUGAAAUUUUGUUUAAUCCAAUAGAUGAUACUUCUUCUUUAAAAAGGAAUUUAGAUCAAAAAUUAUUUAAUACGAUGGAAGAGCAUAAUAUUAAAUUCUUACCAAGCUUUGGUUAUACAAUUCCAAGUAUUAAAAACACUUUGUCAAUUUUAAAUCUAGGGGUAAGUGAUGCUGAUGAAAUUCAAAAAUGUUUUGGGGUUGCUACAAUGGAUUAUUUGAUCAAUUAUCUUGCAGAAGCUGGACCGAAAGAUGAUAGUGCUUCCCCCGUGGUUAUUUUGGUCACUGAAUCUGUUCACCCACUUAUGGAUGUCUUGGAAAAAUUGGAUAAAGCUAACUCCUUUAACAAAAUCAUUUUCAAUCCCAAUGGUUUACAAAAACCAGUUAAUAUACUUAUAAUUAGACCAGUUCACUUCUGUGAAUCAAUUUUGCUGGGAAAUUUGGAAGUUGAUGAUACAAAUUUAGUUAUAAUAGAAGACGUUAAAAUUUUCUUCAAAUGUCAGGAAAUAGUCUUCAAAUUAACCUUGGAUAAGUUUAAAAUCUCAACAACUUUUGUUUGGUUUGCUACAAAGUUAUCCGGUGAAUUUAAAAACUAUCUCAUCGAUUUCAGUGAUGCUAUUAGUGUUGCAUAUAAUAUUAAAAAUUCUUUCGAUAAAAUAGAGAAAAAAUUGAUAUUGGUAAAUUUCAAGAAUCCAUUAAGUGUUGCUCAUUUGUCUCCUGACAAUCUCAAAACUUUGCCCAAACAUCAACGAAGAGAAAGAGUAAGGGAAUCAAAUCAACUUGCAUUACAAGCUAAAGUUGAUGAAAUUGUCAAACUCAAAAAAUCAUUUGCUAAAGAUAAUGAAUCAUUUGGUAAAAAUGUUAUUGUUUAUGUAAAAGGUAGAAAAGAUGCUGCUCAAAUAGCUAAUUCCUUAAGACAACAAUCAAUUCAAGCCUUUCAUAUAUAUUCAAAAAUUCCUUUCGAAGAAAGAGAAGAGAUUGAAGAAGCUGUAAUACAAAAAGAUGCAAUUUUAAUUACUCAUGAUACACGAUUUUUAAAAGAUAAAGAAUAUAUCAUUGAAUUUGAAGCUACGAGAUUCAACAGCUAUCUUAAUAGAAUUAAUAAUUAUGGAAAAAAUGCAAUUGAAAAUGUUGUUACUUUUUUUACUUUAGAUGAUAUAAAAUAUUUUAAAAGUUAUCAAAUAUUUUUUGAAAAAAAUGGUAUUGAAAUUGCUAAAGAAUUUUAUGAUCAUAUUGAUAAACAAAGUAACUGA